Messenger RNA from Daphnia magna, 4437 nucleotides. RefSeq lists its product as uncharacterized. Bases 1362 to 4052 code for a protein of 896 amino acids. The transcript is spliced from 16 exons. The record is from RefSeq and is a predicted model, not a curated record. Lineage: Eukaryota; Metazoa; Arthropoda; Branchiopoda; Diplostraca; Daphniidae.
ACCUCGUGUGUGACGCGUAGAUCCUUUUCAGAUCUUUCAUUUUUACAUGGAAUGGAGCCUCAGGUAUCAUACAAACAUCACACAAAAAUUAUGAUGAAGACUGAAAACAAUCAGCACUGGAAAAGAGGUAAUAAAAUGUGAGAAACAUCUCAGUACAUCUCUGAGCUAAAUUAGCAUUUAUCCGCUCGGUUCCGUUGAACAUUGCGAAUAAGUUCUUGAAAUGUCGCCACUACGACACGCGUUGGAAGUCAAAGAUUUUCCAAACUGAAACAUCUUGUUUUCUUCGGUCGGCAGUAUUGAGGGAGGAGUAUAAGCUGCGCCAAAUGCUAAUGCAACUACCAAUUAGAAUAGGAGGACUUAGAGCGCCGAAUCAGCCAAAAGCGACUGCGACUGCUAAUCUAUGUUUCAUUCUGGCCAGUAAGCUUCUCAAUCAGGUGGUGAGCUUUCAAAUCUGCGUAGGCGUUCCUAGCUCCCACUCGAUGACGGUAUCGCCCAUGGCGUCAUCGAAUCUUGUUCGUUGCCAAGCACAUGCUAAGGUGAUGGGUUGGAUUUGCUCAACCAGUGUGGGCACCUGUAAUGUGCAAAGCGCUGGAUGGAUCUUCUCCCAUCAGAACUGAAGAGGCGAAUAGCCCGAAGGACAGCAUCGUCGCCCCUGCAAACUCGUUACGUGUUUCGAUGAGUCAACGAAGAAGUAUCGACGACGAGGAGGACUAUAUACGACAACGUGUUUGGAAAAGGAAAAAGGCCCAUAAACAUCCAAGUAUAGCCGCCUCCGCUAUGGAUCUCGGUUACGCUGUGAGGCAGGGGUGGGGGGGGAUAACCGCCAUGGAGCGUGAAUCACGACUACAAGAAUGCAUGAAUGGACGAGAUGCAUUAGAAAAUGUAUUUUUCUUCUUGGAGAUUCAGACACAACGAGAUCUCCACUUGGCUGAUGACGACCCACACUAUGACUUGAAAUUGUUACUCAAUCUCCGAUGCUGUUUUCCGCCCAUGUAGAGAGGUAUGCGUGCCUCUUGGAAAUCGACGUCUAGAAAAAGGAUAAGAAACCUAGUGGCGGGUUGGCAGUUGGUCUUUCGUCCUCGUCCCGUCCGGAGCAGCACGCGCUCACGUUGUUUGGGAUUUGAAAUCUUUCGUCGUCGAUACAUCUCGUCGUUGAUCCACCAGGGAAAGCGCAGCUGUGGCAGACAACUGUUGCCAAUACGUCCAUCAGCCCAUAGUGUCGUUCAUUUUGGGCAGCAACUGGCCGUGUGGACGUGCUACCGUCACUGCCCUCGUACCUUAGCAAGGCGCUGGAUAUUUUCAUUUGAUCCUGCAGUUCGGCAACUAGAUCAACAGUUGAAGCACGGAGGCAAAACCAAACAAUGUCGGGAGAUGUUCGUCACCAUUAUUCGUCUGCGUCGAUGAGCAUCAACAGUAGCCGCCAUCAGCAGCAAUCGUGGAAUCAAAGUCAGCAGCAGCAGCAGCAGCAACAACAUUAUUCAACAGAAUUCGAACACGAAGAAGUGGACGACGAAGGAGAGGAGGAAGAUGAUCAUCAUCGAACACAACUCCACCAGCCAUUGUAUCCGGCUUCUGAAUGGGAUCAAAAGUUAGAUCGGAUGCUGGAUGAACUCCAACUGAGCAUAUCGCCUCAACGGAAAGCGGGAACGACGCGGAUAGAAGCAGCCGGCGGGAAAGAUGCGUCGUCGUCGUUGUCGUCCUCCUACAUUCUUACUUCCGGCUCCCAUCAACAAUCGUCGAGGCAAACUGUCAGUUCUAGUAGCACAAGCCAAGAACAUCGUCGAACAGCAUCUGGCUGCCGUAUGUUUGAUAGUUCUUCUGUCGCAUCCAAUCCUUCGGUGGAUAUGGGUCCAGUCUCAUCCGUCAGAGAUGCCAGAUCACAAUCACCCGAACAACGCAUUGCCCUAAAAUCGACUGGGGGAUCUUACAACGAAGGAGCAUUCAGCAAUGGUUUGUCGAGAGGUGGCAGCAUGAGCAGCGUUCGCUCUCAAAGUUCCCAGCAACGGCAAUACUCCGAGUAUCAUUUGGCCAAUAGAAGACACGAUGACAGUUCUUUCGCCGCUGGAAUGCCCUCGGCCACAUCAGCCGAUGACGAGCCAUUCGGUGAUGAUUUCCAGGCAAUUCCUUCAUCUGUUUCAGAGAGAGCCAGGGCGUGGAGUAGUCGAGGAGUGGCGUACAAUUUCGCCUCGGAAACUACCACCAAUAACAAUCAAAUCGGUCCGGCAACCGAAGUGGAAACGACCGUCAAAAAGACUCAGGUUGCUCGAUCAUCUUCUACUGGACAACAACCGCUGGGAUAUGGACCAGAUGAAAUCGAUUCUGCUCUCAGUGAUCUUAUGCGAGUCAGUCAAAUGGCCACAAGAUCGGCUCAGCCCGAAAGGGACAACGAACAAACCAGUCGGACGGCCCAAUCUCAUCAUCAUCAUCAUCAACAGUUGUCUACCCAGCAGGUUCAUUCAUCAAACCCAGUCGUCAUGCAGUCGGGAACGACUGAAAGUAGCACGUUUAGCAGCAGCAGUAGCAGCAGCAGCAGCAGUAGACAGCAAUUUUAUAGUUACAGCAGCAACGCGAAAGCAUCCGAAUCUAAUGAAACGCCAGUUCAUUACGCCACGCCAGAUAAUCGACUAAAAUCAGUGUCGUCGAUCAGUUCGUCAAGUUUGUCUUCGACUGUUCACCAUGCUCACGUUAUUGAUUAUUCUCGAAUUAGCCAAAAACAAAUCAGAGCUGCUGGAAUUCAAUCAAUGUCGCACCACCAACUCAAUAGUCCGAUAUGCAAUUUUCCGGAUCACGAAGAUUUUCCGUUGUAUAAUCUUCGGAUUAUUCCAGAAUCAUCGGGGCUAUUGUGCAAUGUGGCCAAGCAUCCCCAACCGAUGUGCAAUGUAGAGAAACAUCCCAAUUUCCCGUUGUAUGCGGGUUCGCCUCCGUGCCCACCGGGAUCGCAGGAUACGCAUCCGAUCUGCAACAUCAAAAUUCAUCCUGCCUUGCAGUGCAACUUUCCCCGUCACCCAGAUUACCCUGGUUUUACGACAGGCUGUUCUCUAGCGGACAAAGAAACCAUUUGCAAUGUUCCGUCGCAUCCUAUCUGCAACUCGGAUAAAGAACGCCAUCCGCACGACCGAAACCCGCAACCAUCCAAGUGCAAUAUUCCAGGCCAUCCAGAGUAUCCGGAUUACAUGUCACUCACUGAGCCGCAGACGGAACCGUUUUGCGAUGUCCCUGGCCAUCCUUUUGGAUUGUGCAAUAUCCAAACACAUCCGCAGUAUCCAGACAUGAUGGGCCCUGAAGACCGAGAAGCCGCUCCUUACUGUUUCAUUCCUUCCCAUCCGGAGCUAUUAUGCAAUAUUGCUCAUCAUCCAGACUAUCCAGGCUACAUGACCGAAGCUGAAAUGCCUUCGGAACCUAUCUGCAAUGUUCCCAGGCAUCCCUUCAUCACGCAGGGUGUUGUUAAAAGAAAUCCACCGAUCCCUAAUCAACAGGAUCCUUUUUCCAGUCCUUAUGCCGUACCGACUACACUUAAACCAAAAAUGUAUCAACGAGGCAUAGGCGGUUCUCCUUUGCCGACCAUUAGACGCCCUGAAAUAGAUCCUGGGCUGCAGUCGCCACCCAAGAAACUGGAUGAUUUAAUGGAUACCUUUAACGGGGGUCCGUACCAGCCAUACACGUCAACUCCGCGCAUUGGACCUGAUCCUACGCCUUUUACGGCUCCAUCGGUGGAGUCCAAUGGAACAACGCCGAUACCCAAACAACCCUUGUUUGCCGAGACGCCCAAAAAGCCAGCCAUUAACGGCGCUAGCGCUCCACCUGUUUAUUAUCCACCCGAAACGAACGAAAUGUUUGCUAAAACGAGCCCUGAAGCGCCGCUCUUAAUGCAACAGUCGCAAUCGCAUUCGAUGUCAAUGGGAGGAGGAUCCAAAGGAAAAAUGAAAUAUUCUGCCAAGUAUUCUGCUGGAGGAUCAGAGUCGGAUACUAAAUUUAAAGCUGGAGCUGGAGGUGCUGCUGUUAUUCCCAUCUGCCUGCCUGUCUGCUGCGCCAUGCCGUGUGUCAUCAUGUGAAAAACUCAGCAUUCAAUGGAACCCAUAUAAUUAGACUAUUCCAAAAGUUUGAAGCUCAAAAAAUGAGAAGAAAGGUAUUUGAUAACAAGGAUUUUUGAAAUGUUUCUGAUUUUGCAACAUACUCUCUACCAACGACAUUUUCUUUCAUUAUUGCCAUUUCAUAAGCGGCUGAAAGAUUGGCUGAAUUUUCUUAAGUUUGUUAGUGAAAUCUGACGUAAUAUGCAAAUAUGAUGUUGUAAGGCGGUGAACGAUUGAUUAUGUUAACAUUAUUUUAAUCUUACAGGUGAACAAGUCUGUUGAGGUGUUAAGCAUAGAAGUUUUUUAUUGAAACUGAAAUGUUACGGUUUGCAUGUGACAAAUGAAUAAAAUAGCACCAUAUUCCUAA